AUGACGGCUGCCAAGGUCCAGCUUUUGGGCACGUUGACCACUGUCAGCCACCGUCACGGUCGCCAAUCGACAACUCUCGUCGCCUCGGCUGCGCUUGGAGCUCCGCUGGGCGUGGGCGGGGCCAAUUGCUCAUCCCAUGACUCGGAUUUUCUCCGAUCCUUCUCCCACAAAUAUCACAAAAUGCCUGCCAUCAACAACGCCCUGGUCGCCCGUGAGGCCAUCUCCCACAUCACCAAGCGUGAGAACUGGGCCCAGCAAGAAGCCGGUGUCGUUGUCGUCUUCUGCAUCGUCUUCGUCGUCGCCGUCGGUGUCAUUGGCCUGUUCAUCGGCAAGAAGAUCUCUGCUGCCCGUGCCAAGAAGCAAGCACUGUCAGGCUAG
Molecule: messenger RNA, 378 nt
Organism: Diaporthe citri
Lineage: Eukaryota; Fungi; Ascomycota; Sordariomycetes; Diaporthales; Diaporthaceae
Exons: 2
Coding region: 1-378 (125 amino acids)
Source: RefSeq, a predicted model, not a curated record